This is a messenger RNA of Porites evermanni, 4722 nucleotides long. The record is from the annotation of a GenBank genome assembly. Lineage: Eukaryota; Metazoa; Cnidaria; Anthozoa; Scleractinia; Poritidae.
AUGCAAAUUGAUGCAAGUUACACUCUUGCCGAACUUGGUUUUUAUGGUCCGAUGGCGAUGGAAGGUGCGGCGUGGUUUGCCCUUUUUUCAACUGUUUUUCUAGCCUCUCAAGGCAGAGGUCAAGGUAAGGUUUACUUUUCUUUUUCAAAUUAAUGGAUACUCGCUUACACCUCGUUUACAGAUUUAUGACGAUUUUUUUUCGUGCGUGUAUGAUUUUUCCCCAUCGACACGCAAUUGAAUGUCACUGAGGCAUUGAAUUGUUCUGUGAACCUAAAUAAUUUGGUUACGGUUCCUUAUUCUGGCAAAAUUUCCUUAAAGUUCUUUUUAGUUCAGGGUGUUAUAUAACGCGAGAAUGGAUAUUGCGUACUUUUCAGAAAUGUUAAAUUAAAUUUGCAUUUAAAAAUGUGUGGUUUACAUUUUUGUCAUAUGACGUUAUCAGAGCAUAAUUUUUGGUGCAAUGAAAGAAGAUACUCUUAAAGUCUUUUUUUUCUACAUCUAGAUAUUAUAGAAAGCUAAGAUGUAUAUAGUUUACUUUACAUAACACAAAAAGUUAAGUUUGCUGUUAAAUCGUUCUAGUGAAAUGUUUGUAUGGGUAGUUAAAGACAAAAAUCGUUUAUCUCCUUCCCCUGUUUAAGCCCAGAGACCUUAUUUUAUUAUUCCCCUAAUUAAAUUUUGUUUUGCAUACAGAAAUUAAGCAAUUUUGCAAACUAACAUCAUUGAAUCGUUUGUACUAAAAAUGUACACCACCCAUUGCCAAAAAGGCACCCUGUUAAGUUCAAGACGCUUAAUAUGAAAAGACUCAAGACCCUGAACAACCAUACUCUAUUCAGUGGCACUUACGUGUUAGUCCAAAUUAGGGAGUGCCCCUUGGGUUUUAGUAUUUGUGAUGUCAUUAGAGCAUAUUAUAUUUUAGUGUAAUCUGGUUUAAUCAAAUAAAAAAAUCACCAGUAUUGUUUUUUAUAUUAUUGCUCAAAAAUGUUUCUAAGAGAAUUAUGAACACCUUGCCUGAAAUCUAAAGGGUUUAGGGUUGCUGUUUGUCACAUUUGUCUGUAGAAACAUUGCAAGUUGGAGUUUCACAACUCUGCUACCAAAUUAUUCAUUAUUUAUGUUUCAUUCCUUUUUUGAGAAAACAAGGAAAAUUUACUAGGGUUACUUUUUUUCUUCAUUGACCUUGCUUGCAUUAAUCCGUCCAUUGUUUGUUCUCUGUACAAGGACUGAAUUAUUGAAAUGAUAUAUUUUUCAGGUAAUGAAAGAAGAAAUUAUGGAUCAACAAGCUAUUGCCCUCAAACUAACUUUCUUCCAAGCAUCCCUGCUCCUGAAGCUAAGCACUGCGAUUACAGCAGAGACUGCAGCAAAAUAGACUGUGUUGUAAGGCAAGACCCUCAUAAGCUAAGAGUUAUGCUCAAGUUGAAUACAUGCAAAGUGCCAUGGAAUGCUACAGUCACAUUGAAACAGCAAGAGAGCAAUUUAAAUUGGUCAGCAACUUUGAAAGAUGGAGAAAAAGCUAAGCUGGAUGUGAUACCGAGUAUGUUAACAGGGGGAAUACCAGUUUCUAAUGAUUCCUUUUUUGUGCGUGUUGGCCUCAGGAAACAUGGAGAGCAGCUCUUGGAUUACACAGUAAGGACUUCAAAAUAAUUUUUAUCCCAUGACAGUAAAAUUUUUAGUUGUAAUUUAAUGUUACUCCUUAUACUGACCAAAAGUAAUGCAUUUAUGGAUAAAAAAAAUUCCAGCUUGUUAUUUUAUUCUCUUUUAAAUAAUGACAUACUGAGUUAUUACCCCAGUAUCAUUAAUCAAGUUAGAUUUAUUUUUUUUCUCUUCCCACAAAACCCUCUCCCAGAGAGGCAAAAUUUUUUAUGUUUCUGGCGAAAAGUAAAAUAGAUCUACUGUGUCUUUUUUGUUUGUAAAUUGACCUUAUUACGAUACCCGCCAUCUUUGUAGGUGCAUUAGGAUCAAUUACUUUGGGGAAAACAAGUGAAAAAAAUUCCCAAAAUGAGCAACCACGGUUGAGUUUGUUUUUUACAAACCAAGACAAAAAAUAAAUAGUCAUGCAAAAUGCAUAGUUUAAGUUUUGACAAGAUUUACAUCAUUACCAUUUGCUGUAAGGACAUCUAUGGUUGCUACUACAUCCAAAAAAGUAACAAUGGUCACUUCCACCUAUAACUUUCCAUUAUUGUCUUUAAGAUGAAACUUGUCUAGAAUAAACAAAGUCAACCAGUAUUUCUUAUAUUAUUGGCAAAUGUUUUCACUUGUUUGCCCCCUGAGAAACCAUUUGACUUUGUUUUUCCCAUCAUAAUUUCUCAAGUGCAUGCAAAGAUGGCGGAACAUAUUGCGAAUAAGGUCUAUUCCCACAAAAUAUUAUUGUUGGCGUGUGGCUUUUAAAGACAACUGUGAGCUGCAGUGGCUUUGUCAAACAACAUGAUGUCCAUAUCAAUCAAAUUUGGUGUUCAUGUCUCAGCAAGAGUGAAUCAAAUUUUAACAUUUACCUUCUCUUACAACAAAUAAUUUCUUUUAAUGAGUAUUUCUUUCAGUGGCUCUUUUGGCACAUGCAACAUUUGUCUCUUUUCUCUUUUAGGUGGAACUACUUGGUAACUUGAAAAUGUCUGAUGUUGUAAUACCAGUGAAUGUGACAUUACUGAGUGGAAGUGCUCCUUUGGGGAUGACCAUUUGUGGUAAGCUUGUUAAUGUAAUGGUAUUGUCUUUUUGAAUAUUAUAUACACUGCCAAUUGUAAAUACAUUGUUAACUUGUUCUUUCCAUGACAUCUGAUUAAUAUAAUAAUUUGUGACUCAAGUUAUGUCAGGCACUUUUUAUGAUGACAAUGAUCAGACAGUCAGCUUAUAGAGUCCAGCUUUGGUCCAACUGUCCCAGGCCAACUGUUGUAAUCACCCACCAAAACUCAUCUUCUUUGCAUUGUUAUAGGUAGUUACUUGUUAUAAAUAGUUAGUAUGGGAGUUGCUAGCUCAUGAGGAGAAUAAGUUGCUGGUCCUUUUUUCAGCCAGGAAUGACUUUUGCUGUUAAUAAUAUUGCAGAUGCUGUCGAAGUAGUACAUGGAGAAGAUCACAGUGAACAUUACGAGGAACAUCCAAAUGUUACAAAGUCAUGUCAACCUGAUAAGACAAAGCCAAACCUCAAGGAAGGAACAUGCCCUCCUGUCUGCUUAACUGGUGGAACCCUAUGUCCAGUUACGAACCAUUGUAGUAAAAUAACCUGCACAGCACCACCACAAGACAAAGGGCCUGGAAUGAAAAAACUGACCAUAGAACUUAAUGGAUGCAGAGAUGUGCAAACAGCAACUGUUACCAUACAAUCUUCUAAACCUUUCCCAACAUGGUCACAUACAUUUAAAAAUGGUGAUCGAGCAGUUGCUCCCAUGUCUUCAGGAGUUGGUGUCAAAGUACGGCCAUACUUGAAGGUUGAAUUGGUUAAAGAAAAGGCCAGCAUCAUGUUUAAGGUAACAAGUAGGCUGUCAUGAAGAACUAUAGUUAAAAGCUCCACUCAUAAAUGCCUAAAAUGUAAAUAGUUAUUUAAGUUGAAUAACUAGCAAAAAAUUACUGGAUGAGGCUGAAAAUGAUAUGAAGAAUUAUGCUGGUCAAGAAGGGUGUUAUCUGCUAAGGUUGAGGGCCCAGUGAGUAUCAUCCUGCGAGAUCAGUGUAAUUCCUAAUAUCAUUCAAAAGCUAAAUCCAAUACUGUUUUGUGUGUAAAGUUCCCGUCUUCAAAACAUUUGUCUGUUCCUUGAAAGUUUCAGGUUCUGAUUUAAGGAAUGUUUUUUCUUAGUGAACAUACCUCAUAAAGCAGGUCACCAUCCAUCUGAAACAUUUUUUCUUUGCUAUUCUUGCUACGCUUUUGUGGCAGUAGUACUGCUACUUUGUCUUUGCAUAUCAUGUGAGAUCUACCCCAUCUUCUCUAGCUCUGCAGUAUUAAAACAGCUGAGUCACCAUGCCCCUAUUUCUGUCAAUAUCAAAGUGAUUUAUGUCCUGCAAGUAUUUUACUUGUUGGUAUUGUAAAUUGUUUUUUUGUUCCAGUUGGUGUUGGAGAUAGAAGAGAGAGGAUCCAAUAGAAUUACAACGAACACAACUGCUCUGUCUGCUAAGUUACCUCUCCCUAAAUGUGGUAUGUUGAGAAGAACUAUUACAAAAUUACAAUCAGCAACAAAUUGUUUAAUACACGUUUUUGUCCAAAAUGGUCUCUUUUGUUCCUCGAUAACCACCUUAUAAAGACGGUUUCUUGGGAGGUAGAAAGGAGAGGACCAUUUUGAAACAUUGUAGAAAGAGGGAGUUUUUUUUUUUGCUAAAACCUGUUCACUUAAAUUAGAGGCAUUAUACUUUUGCCCUGGUUGGACAAUGACCAAGAUCUGAUUGGGGUGAGGGUGGGGGAAGGGUGCAUAUUUGUGAUAAUUAAUCUAGCUUCCCAUAGUCUUUGGAUGUCAGUUUGGCAGCUGUUUUUUACGAUUUUUAUGUUAUUGUUGAUUGUCCCGUUUUUAGCAUGAACCUAAUAUAUUUCUCAUAAUUUUUACAUUAUUAGGAGGCAGCAAAUCAUACAAAAAGCACAUGCCUGUAUCUGUGAAAGUUGUGGUCAUUGUUAUCCCAGUGCUUCUACUCCUGUUAGUAGGCCUUGGUUUCACAUUCUACUGUUACAGGAAGAGUGGAAGUGGUCUUCGGUUUCCAGUUCACCUUACUCCAGCUGGUAGCAAAGUCCCUAUGCGGCGGCUUUCAAAUGAGAUUUAA